GCGCCGUGUCCGUGGGGUAAACUUAACCGCGGGUAUUGAGCAUUUUUUCCAUCUUCUCAGCAGGGCCACAUGCGGACACUUCACCUCAGCGAGAUCCGGAACCAAUCUUUUCUAUGUUUAUAUGAAGCGCAAAUGUAGUUUCUACCGAUUUUUCAACCAACUUGUUUUUCUCAUUUUCACUUUGCGCGUGUCAGUUCACAAGCGCAUGAGAAAGCGAUUUUAUGAUGAAGAUGAAUCCCUAAAUCCCUUGUUCAAACUGUUAUAAAAGUGGAAAUUCUGCUUAAACAUUCCUGUCGAGAUGGAAAGAACCCCUUAAACAAGCCACUAUGGGGAAAUGGGAGCUGACUAUGAACCCAGUGCAGGAAUGGGGCGAGGAGGUGGAGGAUGGUGCUGUCUAUGGGGUGACUCUGCGCCGGGAGCCUGUGCCCUCCUCAGCUCCAUGCACGGCCUUUGUCCAGUAUCGGACAUGUAAAGUACGUCGUCUAAAGGCCGCUACUCUAAACCAGCUGGUCAACCACCUUCUGGACCCAAAAAACCAGGACCAAGACUAUGGCCAGAUUCUCCUGUCCACCUACCGCACCUUCACCUGCACCUCCACCCUCAUCGAGCGGCUCUUCCUCAGGGACAGUGCAGUGACAGAUCUGGACAAUACAAACUGCUACAACAGGCCUCUGCUGACCUUCGUACAGGCCUGGUUGGACGAUUAUAGUGAGGACUUCAGGGACCCCCCUUGCCACGCAGCCCUCAGGCUGCUGCUGGACCACCUGACCAUUAGCUCAGCCGUGCACUCACACAUGCGCAUGCAGCCCAACUUCUGCUCCCUGGCCGGGCAGGCGGCAGAUCUGCUAAAGAGUUUCCAGAAAGAAGAUGCUGAGUCCAAUCUGAGUACUACCCAGGAGCUAUCCCAGGCUGAGUACUGCCCCGCUGAUGACGACUCCGGAUGUGAAAACUCUCUCGAUCUUGCAGACGUCAUGGAUUUUGCAACUGUAGCAAUAGCAGAACAACUCACUCGCCUAGACGCAGCAUUAUUCGUCAAAGUGGUGCCUUAUGAAUGUCUGGGCAGUGUGUGGUCACAGAGGGACAAGGAGAACCUGUCUCCCACUAUCAGAGCUACAGUAGCACAGUUUAAUGCUGUGACUAACCAGGUCAUUUUGUCCCUGCUCUGUCCAUUUGUGGAUGCUAGCUCUAGUCCCACAUGCUCCGACCGACCCAGCUCCACCCCUGCACAGAGAGCCAGGAUCAUCGAGAAGUGGAUCCGAGUAGCACAGGAAUGCCGACGCUUGAAAAACUUCUCCUCUCUCAAAGCCAUCCUCUCUGCUCUGCAGUCCAAUGCUGUUUACAGGCUGAGAAAGUCAUGGGCUGCAGUAAACCGGGAUAGUAUGGCCACAUUUGAGAACCUUUGUGAAACCUUCCCAGAUGAAAACUGUGUUCUGAGCAAAGGGGAGCUUCUGGAAGUGGAGGAAAGUAAAGCCAGCAUGGAUAGCGUGUCUCCAAAGAUAUCCAAGAGGUGUCCGAUCUCCAGGCAAAUGAGUACGUCAUCUGGAGUGGUACCAUACCUGGGCACUUACCUGACUGUCCUGACCAUGUGGGACACUGCUCUGCCUGACACUGUGGAGGGUGGUCUCAUAAACUUUGAGAAGAGACGACGGGAGUUUGAGGUCCUGUCACAGAUCCAGCAGCUUCAGGCAUCCUGUUCCCUGUAUAAUCUCCAUCAGCAUCCACAGAUCACUGCAUGGCUACAGGGACGCAACCUCCUGUCCGACCAGGAGAGCUAUGAACUGUCCAGACAGCUGGAGCCGCCAGUAGACCUGAGCUCCCCAACAGCCUGGAGUCAUCGCUCCAUCACAAAGAAACUCUCCUUUCUCCGCUCCAUGAGUGAAGGGUCUAAGAAGUUGCCUCCAGACCAGAUUAGCGUGUCUUCCUCUGGCUCCAGUGGCUCUGAAAUGGAAGAUCUGUCUUCUCCGAAUUCCAUCCCCCUUCAGACCUUCUCCAGCUCUUGCAGCCGUGAGUCAGUCUUCUCCACUGAAGUGUCCUCCCACUCUCCCAGUCCUUCCUCCUCCUCUUCAUCAGACACUCACCUGGACUCCCUGUGCUCCCCCCCAGCCUCGGAGUGUGGAGGGGCUCGGCCAAAAGAUGGGAUGGGAUCACACAAGCGCUCCGUUUCCAUGACAUCACUUCCCGUUUACAACCGCCAAGUGGCGGAUUCCUGCAUCAUAAGAAUCAGUGUGGACUCAGGCCACAACAAUGGGAACAUGUACAAAAGUAUACUGUUGACAAGCCAGGACAAGACUGCCCAGGUCGUCCAAAGAGCUCUGGAGAAGCAUAAUCUUGAACACAUGAACUUUGCCGAUUUCACAUUAACACAAGUUAUCUCAUCAGAAAGAGAACUGCUUAUACCAGACAAAGCUAACGUCUUCUACGCAAUGUCCACUACUGCAAACUUUGACUUUGUUCUACGUAAAUAUGAACAAGAUCAGAAGAAACCACUGAGUUCCACUCAGAGUCUGGGAAGAUACACAAAGUAACUGAUGGACAAAAAUCCACAAAAAGCACUUUAUUAAGACAAUUUAUUGAGAAACUUGUUACUAGAGCUUAUAACCAGACCAUGGAUUGUGACAUGUGCUGCCUUCACUGACCUCUUUCACACAGGAACAUUGAAAUCUGAGGAGCCAUUUCAUCUUUGCCAGUGGCUGCUUAGUAGCACCUGUGUGUUAAAAAGGAAAGUGGGUCAGGGAGAAACUAGUGGAGAUACUUUGAACUGUUGCCACGGGCAGCAUGGAAAAAUACUUGUCCUACCAACACUCUACAGGGACAUUGAACUUCAAUGGAUGCAAAACAUAAAAAAUAGUAAAAUAUAAAGAAAAAAGCUUACUUGGCUUCGAGUGUCAGAGAAAAAUGUAUUUCUUUUCUAAUAUGGACUGUAUUCAGUCAGAUUUGCGGAUACAUGGAGCAAUCAAUUUAAAAAAAAAAGAUAUUCUGUCCCCUUAGAAUUCUAGAGUUCUGUCGGCAUUCUGGAUAGUUUUUUUUUAUAUUGAAUUUGAAGAAUCUAGAAAAAAUAUCACAUUUUUCUAACGUGCGUUGUCAUUGUGAUUUACAACUUAUGUUUUCAUAAUAGGAUUCUGUUCAAAGUUUACAUUUUAAACUCGCCCAGAAGAAUUGACAAGAAGACUGAAAUAUGAACUGAGAAACUAAUACAAGACAUUUGUGAACAUGUUUGUACAAAUCUUAGCUACAGGGUUAGCGAUUAUUUAUGCAAAAUAAGACAGAAUAUUUUGUUGUUUGUGAAAGAAAAUAUGGUAUUUCAAAAAUCUGAUAAUUGUGUUGAUUAUUAUUAUUAUUUGAUUGCAAUUAAUAUUUCAGGCCUGUUCUGAUUCAUCGAGCAUAAUGGAACAGGGUCAUGGGGUUUUGCUCAUGGAAACCUAAAAACCCUACUUUUUUUUUUUUUUUUUUUCCUUAAGGUAUAUGAAUAAUGAUUUUGACAAAACCCCAUAAUCUAAGGGGACAUAUUGUGCAGUAGCUCUCAGUAGCUACACUGAGCAUAAUGCAUUAUCUCUUGCUUCAUAUAUUAUUGUCAUGCUUGUCGACGUUGCGGUAUCACCUUGACUUGUACAGACUGGAGGAAUGGCAUUCUUUAGUCUGACAAAAACAUCUGAACUUCUGAAGACUGCACAAAGCUAGGUGUAUCUGAGCUAUGUUCACUAUUUUCUUUGCACGUAGGCUCACCUUAAUCUCUUUGAUUGUAUGGAAUGAUAGUAUGGUGUAAAUGAAUGUAAGUAUGUACAUCUUUUGAUGUAUUUAAUUUAAAUUUGAUUUUUUUUUUUUUUUACAAUGUUGAAUUGUACUGCUGCUAACACAUCUGACAACACAUCCAUCAUUUCAGUAGUGCGUUGUAAUGUUAACUUCAGUUCUAUGGUAAGAUUAUUUAAGAUUAUUUUAAAUAUAUAGUUAAUUUAACAUACACAACAUCUUGAGACAUUUGUUCAUUGGUUUGAAUGUAAUGUUCUAAGAAAAUAAAAACAAAUUCAGUCCAUUCAGUCU
This is a messenger RNA of Periophthalmus magnuspinnatus, 4038 nucleotides long. RefSeq names its product ral guanine nucleotide dissociation stimulator-like 1. The record is from RefSeq and is a predicted model, not a curated record. Gene Ontology annotation, molecular function: guanyl-nucleotide exchange factor activity. Bases 327 to 2525 code for a protein of 732 amino acids. The transcript has 17 exons. Gene Ontology annotation, cellular component: plasma membrane. Gene Ontology annotation, biological process: Ras protein signal transduction; positive regulation of GTPase activity. NCBI's taxonomy places the organism in Eukaryota, Metazoa, Chordata, Actinopteri, Gobiiformes, Gobiidae.